AUGGGUAUACCGUACUCCCGCCAAAUCAACGCUGCGUUCGAACAAGUAACACCCCUCGUUGCGGCGGGCUUCAAAGUCCUCCGCACAACACGCGAUAUCUCGAUUUUACUUGCCGUCAUCCAGGUCCUUACCGUUAUCCUCUUGGGAUUCAUUCUUCUCGCGCUCCUCCUGCUUUUGUAUUGUGUUAACCCGGAUCUGGAGGAAGAAAGAAAAGCCAUUGUCACGCCAUGGCUCCGGUACUUCGCUAGUAUAACACUAUGGUCGAUAUUCAAGACUUUGUUCUCGAUGGUAUUUGUUAUGGGGCUUGCAGCGGCGGCGACAUGGCACUUUUUCUUGGCGAAGCAGUGGGUAGAGGAUGUGGAAUAUGAGGGCAACGUCGAUGCCGAGAAAGCAUUGGAGGAUCUGGAUGGAGAUGGAGAAGGUGUCGAUAAUGGAGGAAAGAAAGGAAAAGGGAAGGGUAAGAAGUGA
Messenger RNA from Alternaria ventricosa, 468 nucleotides. RefSeq lists its product as uncharacterized. The transcript is spliced from 2 exons. The coding region runs from base 1 to 468 and encodes 155 amino acids. NCBI's taxonomy places the organism in Eukaryota, Fungi, Ascomycota, Dothideomycetes, Pleosporales, Pleosporaceae. The record is from RefSeq and is a predicted model, not a curated record.